Messenger RNA from Fraxinus pennsylvanica, 1461 nucleotides. The record is from the annotation of a GenBank genome assembly. Lineage: Eukaryota; Viridiplantae; Streptophyta; Magnoliopsida; Lamiales; Oleaceae.
AUGGGCAGCAUUCAUCCAUAUGGAUCUCAUUGUGGUGGUAGUUGGCUGGAUGAAGCCGCGGUGAUGGUCGACGGCAAAAAUUGUAAAGACGGUGGUGGUGGUGGUGGUUUCCCUGUAAUCACAUCUCACAAUGACCCUUCAAAUAAAAUCAUGGAGGAUUUUUCUGGGUACCCAAUUCAUGAACCCCAGUCCCAAGAUUCCCUAUUAUCACUUUCUGUUGACUCUGAAAGCCUUCAGAAGCAGAUUGAUGAGUUAUCCACUUUGUCGGAUACGCCAGCACCAUCGGUUACUAGGAUUCUUUACAGUGAGAAAGAUGUAUUGGCAAGGAGGUUCAUUAAAAAUUUAAUGGGCCUUUCUGGUCUCUCAGUCAGAGAGGAUGCUGUCGGGAACAUAUUUGGUCGAUGGGAUGGCUACGAGCCUGAGCUAGCACCAGUUUCUACAGGUUCUCACAUAGAUGCUAUACCGUACUCCGGAAAAUAUGAUGGUGUAAUUGGUGUAUUGGGCGCCAUAGAAGCCAUUAAUGUUCUAAAGGAGUCAGGCUUUAAACCUAAAAGGUCCCUGGAAGUGAUCAUGUUCACAUCAGAGGAGCCUACACGCUUUGGAAUUAGCUGCCUGGGAAGCCGCCUAUUGGCAGGAAGUAAAGAACUAGCGGAACUUCUCGAGAGGACAGUAGAUAGUCAAAAUAUUUCCUUUUUUGAUGCUGCAAAAUUUGCAGGAUAUGCAAACCAUCUAGAGGACUUAACCAGCGUGUUUCUGAAGAAAGGGAGUUAUUCUGCUUUCAUAGAGUUGCACAUAGAGCAAGGUCCAAUACUUGAAGAGGAAGCCACAUCUAUCGGUGUGGUGACGGCCAUUGCUGCUCCAGCAAGCAUCAAAGUGGACUUUGAAGGCAAUGGAGGCCAUGCAGGAGCAGUCUUGAUGCCUAUGAGAAAUGAUGCAGGACUGGCUGCUGCAGAGUUGGCUCUUGCUGUUGAGAAAUUUGUAUUAGAAUCUGGAUCUAUCGACACUGUAGGAACAGUUGGUAUUCUGGAGUUGCAUCCUGGAGCAAUUAACAGCAUCCCGAGCAAAUCACACCUGGAGAUUGAUACUCGUGACAUUGAUGAAAAGAGGAGAAAUGUCGUGAUUGAGAAAAUCCAUCAAUCUGCUCUAAGCAUAUCUGAAAACCGCGGUGUCAAGCUAUCAGAAUUUAAAAUUGUCAAUCAAGAUCCACCAGCCCUUUCUGAAGAUCUAAUCACCAUGGCAACGGAAUCAGCCUGCCAAGAACUAAACUUGACUUACAAGAAGAUGAUCAGUAGAGCCUAUCACGAUUCACUUUUCAUGGCCAGAAUAUCUCCAAUGGGCAUGAUUUUCAUUCCAUGUUAUAAAGGAUAUAGCCAUAAGCCCGAAGAGUUUGCUGCCAUCGAGGAUAUCGUGAAUGGGGUACGAGUAUUGGCUCUAACACUUGCCAAAUUGUCACUCGCGUGA